AUUCCUUUCCCUCCAAGGGUUCACUGUUGCUGCUCCUACAAAACUUUGGGAGGGCAUACCACUUUGGAAAAAGCUCUGGCAGUUUCAUAUAAAAGUAAAUGUGUACCUGUUCGAUGACUCAGCAGUUUCUCACCAAGACCUCCGGAGGCGGUGGAGAUGCUGUCGGGCACCCAGGCAGCGCCAGUGGAAUUCGAGGACGCAGAGCUGCGGUGUCGCGUGGCUGUGGAGGAGCUGAGCCCCAGCGGGCAGCCGCGAAAGCGCCAGGCCCUACGCACCGCGGAGCUGAGCCUGGGACGAAAUGAGCGCCGCGAGUUGCUGCUGCGGCUGCAAGCGCCUGGGCCCGCGGGGCGGCCGCGCUGCUUCCCUCUGAGGGCGGUGCGCCUCUUCACGCGCUUCGCAGCGGCCGGGCGCAGCACACUACGGCUCCCAGUUGACGGCGCUCCCCGCGCGGGCGCUGUGCAGCUGCUGCUCUCCGACUGCCCCCCCGACCGCCUGCGACGCUUCCUGCGCACGCUGCGUCUCAAGCUGGCCGCAGCCCCGGGCCCCGGACCGGCCUCCGCCCGCGCACAGCUGCUUGGCCCGCGGCCCCGAGACUUCGUCACCAUCAGCCCAGUGCAGCCGGAGGAGUUGCGGCGCGCGGCGCCCACCGGCGUCCCGCACGCCACGCCCGUGAAGCGGCCGAGGGAACUCCGGGCGAGAUCUGAUCCCAGCAACGAAGCCCCAAAGUGGCCCUUGCCUGUGAAGAGGCUGAGCUUGCCCCCGAGCAAACCACAGCUUUCUGAAGAACAGGCUGCUGUGCUGAGGGUUGUCCUGAAAGGCCAGAGCAUCUUCUUCACUGGGAGUGCAGGGACAGGGAAGUCUUAUCUGCUGAAGCGUAUCCUGGGCUUGCUGCCUCCCACAGGUACUGUGGCUACUGCCAGCACUGGGGUGGCAGCCUGCCACAUCGGGGGUACCACUCUCCAUGCCUUUGCAGGCAUUGGCUCAGGCCAGGCUCCUCUGGCCCAAUGUGUAGCCCUGGCUCAGCGGCCAGCUGUGCGGCAGGGCUGGCUGAACUGCCAGCGGCUAGUCAUUGAUGAGAUCUCCAUGGUGGAGGCCGACCUGUUUGACAAGCUGGAAGCCAUGGCCAGAGCUAUCCGGCAGCAGAACAAACCAUUUGGAGGGAUCCAGCUCAUCAUCUGUGGGGACUUCCUGCAGCUGCCACCUGUAACCAAGGGCUCCCAGCCCCCAAAGUUCUGCUUUCAGGCCAAGAGCUGGAGAAGAUGUGUCCCAGUGACCCUGGAGCUGACCAAGGUGUGGAGGCAGGCAGACCAGACCUUCAUCUCUCUGCUGCAGGCUGUCAGGCUGGGAAGGUGCUCAGAUGAAGUGACCCACCAGCUCCAGGCCACAGCCUCCCAUAAGGUGGGGCGAGAUGGGAUUGUGGCCACGAGGCUUUGCACUCACCAGGAUGACGUGGCCCUCACCAAUGAGAGGCGACUGCAGGAACUGCCAGGUGAGGUACACAGCUUUAAGGCCAUGGACAGUGACCCCGAGCAAGCCCGAACCUUGGAUGCCCAUUGUCCUGUUAGCCAGAUCCUUCAACUAAAGCUGGGGGCCCAGGUGAUGUUGGUGAAGAACUUAGCGGUGUCCCGAGGCCUGGUGAAUGGUGCCCGUGGGGUGGUUGUUGGGUUCGAGACAGAGGGGAGAGGGCUGCCCCAGGUGCGGUUCCUGUGUGGAGUCACCGAGGUCAUCCGUGCUGACCGCUGGACGGUGCAGGCCACUGGCGGCCAACUCCUCAGUCGGCAGCAGCUGCCCCUCCAGCUGGCCUGGGCAAUAUCUAUCCACAAGAGCCAGGGCAUGACCCUGGAUUGCGUGGAGAUUUCUCUGGGCCGAGUGUUUGCCAGCGGCCAGGCCUAUGUGGCCCUUUCCCGGGCCCGCAGCCUGCAGGGCCUGCGUGUGCUGGACUUUGAUCCCAUGGUGGUUCGCUGUGACCCUCGUGUGCUGAGCUUCUAUGCCACUCUGCGGAGGGGCAGAGGCCUCAAGAUGAAGUCUCCAAAUGAUGAUGAGGCAGCCUCAGACCAAGAGAAUGAGGACCCAAACCUUUGAGCCUCAAAGAGAAGACACAUGAUGGUCUCCCCUACUUCUUCCUCCCUAGUGGGCCAGGGCCUCUGAAGAUAACUUGGGGAAGAUAGUCAACCCUUUCUCCUUCAUUAGGGCUCUCAGCCUCCUGGUCUUUCCUGGUCCAGGUUCAAGGGAGACUACUUCUUACCCCUUUUCCAGCUCUGCCUCAGUUUCUCCCUUUGCCCUGGGUAAUCUAAUUCCAGGGACAGGAGUAACCCUUUCUGUGCCAACUGGGAAAGGGCUUAUGGUGGCACCUGGUGUUAUAGGACAAAGCUCUCUGCGAGGGCUAGCCCAGGGCCACACGGUUGUGAAUGCUGCCCUCUUUGGGCUGCAGAGAGGAGAGGCAGUGAAGACAGGUGCUUCAGGAGCAGGAACAGGCUAUAACAGUCCUGAACUGGGGGACUCAGGCCAAAUACAGGCCCCACACAGAGAAAGGAACCUGGGGUUAUCAUCACAGCUAGGCCCAGGAUAGCACAAGCCAGGACACAGACUCUCCUGAGCUUAACCUGAGAACACACAAUGCAAACCAUGUGCCUAUUAUCUUAAGCUCCCUUUUUGGAGAAGAAAUCAUAUUUAGGGGUACUGAGAUGGAGUUCUCAGAUCGUAUUUAUUUAGGACAAAUAAACUUGUGAAUUGUGUAA
Panthera uncia (snow leopard) is the source of this 2738-nucleotide messenger RNA. RefSeq names its product ATP-dependent DNA helicase PIF1. NCBI's taxonomy places the organism in Eukaryota, Metazoa, Chordata, Mammalia, Carnivora, Felidae. Gene Ontology annotation, biological process: DNA repair; telomere maintenance. Bases 157 to 2082 code for a protein of 641 amino acids. The record is from RefSeq and is a predicted model, not a curated record. The transcript is spliced from 13 exons. Gene Ontology annotation, molecular function: DNA helicase activity.